CAUGUGAGCCAGCAUUGACGACAGGCUCUCGCUGAGAAACAGCCUUAUAUACCAGAGCUAAAAUUAGGGGCGAGUAUUGCUCUACCUCCAUCCUGAACGUGUUUCCUCCGCUUACUACAAUUGGUCCAGCUUUUCAGCGACGAUAUUUAUAAGGUAGGCUCUCCUACCAAUCCAAACUUACUUAUGCGUUUGAAUUACUCUAUGAGAGUGGAGAAACAAGUCGAUCAGAGCAACUACUAGUAUUUCUCCACGGAAUUGAAUUAGACGCACAGAUUACACCUGGCAACUCAAUCUUAACAAAGGAGAAAUUUUUAUUUCUCUUACAACUGCAUUCUUUGGAUAUGGCACUAGCCGCAACUAUUUUGCCGUCAAUCUCUACUUUUGCUGGUCAGAGGGAAAAAUAUUGGGAUAACGUUAAUAGGUGGAAGGGUGACAUUGACAGGACCAUGCAUUCCAGCUGCUCCAUAGUCGACAACACACAGAAAAUGGACAGCAUUGGAAGACCGGAGGAAGAGGAUCUUGACAAGUACUUGGACUUGGAUUUUAUUCUGGCGAAUACCAACGGCGCAGCUACUCCUGUGAGUGCAGUUACGGGCGAGUACAGACUGCCAGAAUCAAACAGUAUGUACAACGAGGGGAUCGCACCAAAUUCUUACCCGAUGCCCGAAAUCAACACUCCUCCUCCACCGUACAGCACCAGCCUCAUGGCGGAACUGCUCAGGUCUGAGGUGGAUAACAGCUAUUGCCAACCGCUCCCUGGCAACAACAUUCAAGGGAGAUUCCUUGUCAGACCCUCCUUCUCAAGUCAGGAAUUUCUGGACAAUAUAAAAACAGAACCCAAUAUGGACGGUUACGGGCCAGUAAUGGGGAUGGUACCUAAAAUCAAGCAAGAGGCGAACGUGUCCUGCAUGAUGUCUUUUGAACAACCGAGAGUUGCACACUCUCCGCAAGCAACGGGGAACAUGACUCCUCCACUGAGUCCAAAUGAUCUCUUGAACUCGGACUGCCAGUCUCAACUGUGCCACACGAUGUCGUUUCCCCAGGGCUACCCCUCUGCUACGGGUUUCCCCCACUCAAACACGCACCCGCAUCAUCCUCCCCCGCCUCAUCAAAUCCAAAUGCCAUACCCAAGCGCGCAUCAUUACAGUAUGUGCGAAGACGGUCUCGGCGCGGCGAUGAACAAUCAAAGAGUUUUGCUAACACCCCCAUCAUCCCCGCUCGACAUCAUGGACGCGAAACCCAAGAGAGGACGACGCACUUGGCCAAGAAAGCGGACAGCGACCCACGUCUGCACUUUCGAAGGAUGCGGCAAAACAUACACCAAGAGUUCGCACUUGAAAGCGCACCACCGGACGCAUACAGGUGAGAAGCCAUACCACUGUAGCUGGGAAGGAUGCGGCUGGAAAUUCGCCCGGUCUGAUGAGUUGACCCGCCAUUUCCGUAAACACACCGGACACCGUCCUUUCCAGUGCCAUCUCUGCGAGCGCGCCUUCUCUAGGUCGGACCACCUUGCAUUGCAUAUGAAAAGGCAUAUGUAAGAGAUGGUCCUGGACCAUCCAACGAACACUUUACACUGAUGCAGGCAUGCAAGAAAGUAUGCUUUUGAAAUUUGCAUUCUUUUUAAACUCAGCAUAUUUAAGGAUUUUCUAGGGAUAAACAAACGUUUGUCAGUAGGCCCACAGACGAACAUGGAUAAACUUGACAUAGUAUUCUAUAGAUCUGAAUUAUGUAGCUGGUACUACGUUUUUAACAAAUUAUAUUUUUAAGACUGUUAGAUGGGCUCUUAUCUGUCAUUAACAGUAGGCUGGACCUAAGUACACAACUGACUGGAAACAUACUGGAACCAUACAGCAAACCUCUAAAGAUUGUGAGCUGUUGCUUUUCACACCAUUGCCUUAUUUUAAACAAUGUAUUUACAUUCAUCGGAGUGCCAAUGCAUUUUUUGGCAAACAUAUAGGCCUAUAUAUAUUUUUGAAAGCUCUCAAUUUUAGAACAGCACAAGAAAUAAGCUUUAAGACAAUGUUUUUCUUAACUAAAACUGCCUUUUGGUCUCAGGCUUGAACUUGGUGUUUCAUGUGUGCCUUGUUUCAAAGAUUGUAAAUCAGGGUCUAUAACUAUGCUUUAACAUGUUUUAUCCAAACUGUUUCAAUUAAAACAUUCCAGACAGCCCCAAGUGUGUCACUGGGGACAAAGUGAAUUGUGCAAAAUUACAAGUUUUUUUAUCUGAUGCCUUUCGACUUGUACAUAAUUUAUACGUUGUAUAUAGUGUAUUUUAUGUACAUAAUAAACUUGAUUGAAAUAUU
This is a messenger RNA of Alosa alosa (allis shad), 2303 nucleotides long. RefSeq names its product Kruppel-like factor 2a (gene klf2a). Gene Ontology annotation, molecular function: DNA-binding transcription factor activity, RNA polymerase II-specific; RNA polymerase II cis-regulatory region sequence-specific DNA binding. Lineage: Eukaryota; Metazoa; Chordata; Actinopteri; Clupeiformes; Clupeidae. Gene Ontology annotation, biological process: regulation of transcription by RNA polymerase II. The record is from RefSeq and is a predicted model, not a curated record. The coding region runs from base 342 to 1538 and encodes 398 amino acids. The transcript has 3 exons.